This is a messenger RNA of Ceratina calcarata, 3823 nucleotides long. Its product is annotated as G-protein coupled receptor Mth2. The transcript is spliced from 5 exons. Lineage: Eukaryota; Metazoa; Arthropoda; Insecta; Hymenoptera; Apidae. The record is from RefSeq and is a predicted model, not a curated record. Gene Ontology annotation, molecular function: G protein-coupled peptide receptor activity. Gene Ontology annotation, biological process: cell surface receptor signaling pathway; G protein-coupled receptor signaling pathway. The coding region runs from base 126 to 1022 and encodes 298 amino acids. Gene Ontology annotation, cellular component: plasma membrane.
UCUUUUCUGUUUUUAGAUAUGUGAUUUCCAGCGUUUUGGAGGGAAUCAGUUGUCUUUUUAUAUUAUUAACACUACUCGUAUACGCAUGUUUGCCAUCCCUUCAAAAUCUUCACGGCAAGACGUUGAUGUGCCAUUGCGCAAGCCUUUUCAUGGCUUACCUUUGUCUUUCCCUGAUACCUUGGACUACACCGGAUAUAACGUCGAUUCAGGAAAGCCGCUAUACGACAUCGAAGAUAUUUUGCACAUCAAUAGGAUUCGCCAUGCUCUUCUUCUUCCUGUCAGCUUUUUGCUGGUUGAACGUCAUGUGCUUCGAUAUAUGGCGGACAUUCGGGAGCUUACACGGUAGCAUCUCCAGGAGCCAAAAUCACAACAAGAGAUUCCUGUUGUACUGCCUGUACGCAUGGGGCCUGUCCAUGUCUAUCACAAUUCUGGCCAUAAUAACCGACAAGACGGAUUACCUGCCGACGUCGAUGCGGCCCAAUAUUGGCACGAAAAACUGCUGGUUCGACUAUUGGCAAAGCAACUACAGCGAACUAAUUUUCUUCAGAGGGCCGAUCGCGAUUCAAUUGACGUUGAACGUGAUCUUUUUCAUUUUGACCGCUGAAAAGUGUAGCAAAGUGAAAGCCGAGAUAAGUAGAGUCGUCGAUCCACAGGAUCCACGGAGUAAACGAUUUCACUCCGCUAAAAUUAGGUUCAUCAUGAACAUGAAGCUGUUCGUUGUUAUGGGUAUAUCCUGGAUCGCAGAGAUGCUCCCUUUGUUCAUUCAGAAAUAUUCCAAUUUUUAUAAGGAAGAAAUAUUUUAUGCGGCAGACAUAUUGAACAGUCUUCAAGGAUUGUUAAUAUUUAUUUUAUUCGUGAUGAAACGUCGCGUUUAUCAGGCUUUAAAAAAACGACUAGGUCUUGAGUCGAGGAAAUCCACCUCGAGUCAAGGUACGUCGAUGCUGCAAGAUCCCUUCAAAAUGAGAAAAAGCGCGAGCAACAGCACGUUAACGUCUAGUGUGAAUGUUAGCGGAGCGCCUUAACCAAAGAACACUAAAUUAUAAUUGUGAUUCUCAAUUAUGGAUAUUGUAACGAUGAUUUUUUACAUACUCAAGCAUUUUAAUGUGAAUAUCUUUUUAUACUAUUUGGUUUAUACUAUUAGUUAUAUCCUGUUUUUAUACAUAUAUGAUUCAUUCACUUUACUCGUAAUAUUAUUGUUUGCUGUUUCAUCAUUGUAUAGCAUUACUGUCUGUCGUGUUUAUUUGCGACGAUGCUAAUGUAAAGUUUCCUAUAAUAAACGUACAUAAAAAUGUAAUAAUCGCAAUUAAGAAAUGCAUGUAACUUUGUUAUCAGUAUACAACUUGCGCAGGAUAUAUUAUCAUUAUCGAUUUCUCUCGUUCUUGCAAUUGGAAUGAAUUUAUUUUAUACAAUUAUGACAAUUAAUUUACUGUCAAAUGUGCUCUCUAAUUUUGCCACAUCGAGAGUAAGAGAUGGAAAAAUCAAAGGCCUGACAAAUAUGACUUACAUAAAUAUUUUUUCUGCCUUAUCUUUACGACCGUAAAUUAAAUUCAAGUUCCUGGUGUCCAAUUUAUCCACAGCUUUUCAAUUCUGCGUAAAUAAGUUAUCUGUUCGGAGUUUUAAUCCCGUUCUGAAUUAUUUUAUCUCGAAUGGAAAUCAUGUCACCAAUUAUUCAUAUUUUGUGAUAAAAAAGAGAAGUAAAGUAGAAGCAUGUAAAUAUCCAAACGAUUUUCACUGUCCACUUUGUUAGUAGUAAAAGGCGUUAAACAAUUCGCAGCACCAUUUAAGCAACCACGGUUCUGUGUUUCGCUGGCUAUUAGCGACGGGAAAUUCGGUUGAACAUUUCAGAGUAGAGCAGGUGUUGGCCGGAAAGUACGGUAAAAAAGGACGAGCAAAGAAGAAAACGAUACUUUUUGCCAUUUGCCAUCUCUUCUAUUCUUGGUCGCACGAUUCUUUAAAAAUUACGUGCUCGAUUACUUUCUCUCCCUUCCUUGGGUUUUAUCUCUGCCUAGUAGAUUUAUAACCGUCCAAUCUUUUGCAUUAAAAAUAUCAAGCGAACGAUGAAGAAUAUAAGGGAUUUUGUGUCAUUGGCUUUUUAUAUUAAUGUAUCUUCCUAAAUGAUCUUUUUAAAUUAUGUUGAAAUUGUUUAAACUUCACGAGAGAACAAACCUUUUUCGCGCAGCUUGCCUUCAUUAUUCAUACCACGCCUUUUGUAGCAAUUGGUAAAUGGAUAUGUAUAGUGUCAAGCAAGAACCGUACAAAGGGACUUUCUUCAAAAAAUUACUGGAAUUUCUAAGGAACUGGCAGGGGAUAUUAUAUGGAAAUGGAGAUAGUAUUUUUCAUGCUCCACAUUUCGUUUUCUUCAUUACUGACAUGGGGCGGUAAGAAAGUUUUAAGAAUCAGUGUGGGCAAUUUAUAGAUAGACAAAGAGGGAGAGAACGAGAGCGGUACGAUCUUUUAACUUUCAUACACAAAAGCGAUAUACCUCGCCCGGAAAAAUACUCGCAGUUUUUAAACCGAUCCUAAAUCACGGGGACGCACGAUAAACGGCUCCUUUUUUUCGAAACCUUUAUAUCCGUAUCAACGUCGUGCCGCGGAAACGAUCGCGUCGAUUAUUUUCAUGGCGAAGGAAAAUAAUCGCGGUAUGCGACGAUACUUGACAUUUUGAAAACCCUGGAAAUAUUACUGAGAAUCGCCGGAUUUCACCGAAUCCUACCAGCUACCGCGAGUUUUUGCGUAAACAUACAUAUGUAUUCAUACGCGUACAUGACCAACAGGUUUCCGAUUUGACGUUAGAACGUUAGAACUAAUUAUUCCAAACCACUUCUGUCCAUGUUAAUAACAAGUAAAUAUGUAUAUCUGUAAAUAUGCUACUUAAUUAAUUUUAAUUAUUUUGAAUUAAGUCAAAUUAUUUGCGAAUAAAAAGAGAUUAUAAGAGAUGAAAGAGAACUCUUGCCAACAUUUUAUAUGAUCAUAUAUAAAUACUGUACAUAAUCGUUUAUUUGUAUACAAGAUAUCUCACUUGAUUUUCAUAUUUCGUUCACGUUAUUAUUAUGACACGUAGCAAACAACUUUUGGAUUGAUCUUUGAGUGGCUGAAAUAUUGCAUUUAAUCGAUGCAGCUUGGCAUAGUCGAACAAGGUUCAAACCCUUCGCUGUCGCUUAAUUGCCGAGAAGCGAAAAUAAAUAUUGAUGCUAGGGGGAUCCACCCAGGAAUUAUUAAACAUUAGCCCGACAGUUUAAUGCAUUAUCAAUCGAUUUUUCUUUAGGCAAAUAUUGACAGUCUCGACCUAGUCGAGGUGCAAUCGCAACCUGGUAAUGUUUAACUGAUAGCUUCUUGGCGAUUGGCCACUCAGAUAUCGACGGAUCCCUAUCCGAUAAAUCGGGGUUAAUUAAUUGUUUCCCUAAGGACGAAGUUGUUCGAGAACCGGAAAAAAAAACGUGAGAAAAAUGCUUACUACGCGAACGAUUCGACAAAUGAGAUGUAAACGUGAUGACUAAGCGAGAGUUAUCGCGUGUUAUAAAACAAUAAAUUUUAACACUGUUGUAGAUCGUUUUAAAUGAAAUAUUGGAUGCUCACUAUUGUCUACAUAUAUUUGAUUUGCUACUAAAUGCCGUACAAUAGAAAUAUAGCUUCUUGAAUACGAUACAGAUAAAUGUUAUCCUCUGUCAUUUCUUCCUGUCAUCGAGAAGAAAUAGCUAAUUUACGUUGGAUUUGCCUUGCGUAUACUUAUAGUUUUUUAUAACGAUAUAUAAAGUUAAAAUUUCUGUACUGGUUGUAUAUUGUAUUGUAUAUGUAUGAGGAAAAUAAAAUGAAUGUGUGAUAA